This is a messenger RNA of Corticium candelabrum, 2104 nucleotides long. RefSeq lists its product as uncharacterized. Gene Ontology annotation, biological process: nucleoside metabolic process. Gene Ontology annotation, molecular function: methylthioadenosine nucleosidase activity; adenosylhomocysteine nucleosidase activity. The transcript is spliced from 4 exons. NCBI's taxonomy places the organism in Eukaryota, Metazoa, Porifera, Homoscleromorpha, Homosclerophorida, Plakinidae. Gene Ontology annotation, cellular component: cytosol. The coding region runs from base 291 to 1826 and encodes 511 amino acids. The record is from RefSeq and is a predicted model, not a curated record.
CAGCACGAAGCAAGCGUUCGGUUGCAGCCCAAGGCCUCAACGUACGUUAACGUCCACUGCGUCAAUCGGUGAAGCAAAGUAAAUGCAAUAGAGUUAGCUAGCUCAUAUUAGCUCUGCAGCCAAUCAGAAGUCGCCUCUAGAGCUGUGCGUCAUAGCUACAUUGCGCGCAUACCAUUGUGGGUCUAAUCGUCUCACGUCUCUUCUGGUUCUGGUGAUCGUUGUAUGAUAGGAAGUUCGCAGUGUUGCUGACUUCAGACACUACUUUUGCUCUGGCAGAUACUUGACAUAUAAUGGCUGAUCAACAAAUCACAAAUGUACAAAUAGCAAUGGUCGCAAGAAAUCCUUCAAUAUCAUCUCAAUGGGAGGUGCUGGCUUCUUUAUUGGAUGCGAAUCUGUUUAAUCCUGGGAUGACUCAAAAUAUUAAUACUACAAAAGGAACGCCAUUCUUGCGGACACAAUAUAUGCUCACAAAAUGGCAUGGCAAGCAUGCUGGACAAGCAAAAGUCUCGAAACUGAUCAUAGCUUUGUGUAAUUGUGAGAUGAAGAGUGAGGCUGAAGAAGUAUUUGGAGCGUCCCUAGUGGCGUCCGUCAUACAGAACGCUUCCUCUGAUGUUUUAGGUGGACCUGCCAUACCUCUUGAAGAUCCUAGACCAUCAGAUAGUAAACCAUCAGAUACUAAAGCAUCAGUUGCUGCAAGUGCAGAGAACAUGUUGGACGUUGUUAUAGUGACGGCCGUUCCUAUCGAGCUCCAGGCUGUCAAGAAAGUUCUAGAAAAAGUUGGUUGCACGUCAUUUCCUGAUUAUCAGAUACGAAAUAGCUCCGGGGGUGUGGAAGUGGGUGGUAUCGCUACCAAGCUGCAGUUGGAGGGGUCGACCUUCAAUGUGGGCGUGUUUCUUCUCUUACAAAUGGGACACGUAGGAACCACAAAUUUGUUGCAAGCAAUAAAAUAUGGCGUGGAGUCUAAGCAAGUGUCAGGAAGCGGACUUUUAGUCAUGAUUGGCAUGUGUGCAGGAAAUCCGGAUAAAGUGAAGGUUGGAACCAUCAUGACACCGAGUAGGAUUUCAAAGGAAGGUGGUGAAGGGGCAAAGCUGGACGCAGAGACAGGCAAGCGUGAGGAGGCAGGCGCCGAUGCUAAAAUUCGCCAUGCGGUCCUUACAGCAGUUCAGGCGGCUUCACCACAAUUCUGUGGCUAUGAUUGGCUCCGCAAGUAUCUGCCGGAUGAAGUAAAGAAUACUCCUUCACCACCGUUUCUUCAAGAUGCCAUUCUUGCUGCAUUGAAAAAAGUUCAUCCUAACGAAAUGAAUGUAACCGAGGUGCUUAAGGGACUCUUCAGUGCGUAUGAAAAUUGGCCAGAAAAUGUGAUCACCAAAGAAGUAGUGAAGGAAGCUCUUGGCAUUCUUAAACGUGAGCACGUCACUGAAAACGGUAAGAAGUUUUCAAUCAACGAGAAAGGUAUCAACAUGAUCGACGACAUCGAAUCUGAUUCUCAUUUUCCACGAAGUGAUCCUCCCGAUCCAGCUGUCAACAACAAUCCUAUAAUAGCAGGUGAUCUCGUUCGUGUUGGCAUGACUCCCGAGCUUUGGGGAGAGCUGAAAGGUCAGGUCGGUCAGAGAAAGGCGAGUGGAUUCGAGAUGGAAGGAUACGGGUUCUUGAGGUAUGCAGAAGAUCAUCUCACCACGUUCGAUACGUGGUUUGUCAAGGUUGUCACAGAUUACGCUACCAAGCAGUCCAAGAUGGAUUAUUAUCAAUAUUACGGGGCUUGUCUUGCAGCAGCGUUUUUCGUGCACGUUCUAGAGAAAAAUAAAUCUCUCGCGGCCAGGAAAUGAACACGAAACUCAUGCACGCUAGUCUGUGCAACACUUACAAGUUACAUGGUUGAUGGCAUAGGUUUGAGACUUUGUUGUUGUGACUGUGUACGCACGGCAUGCAGUUGCAUGUCUGUCUGUUUGCUGUCUGUCCUAUUGUCAUAGUGUAUGGUGCUGCUGUCAGUGUACGUCUAUAGUCACAGAGAGCUGCAUAACUUUUCAUUCGAAUGGACUUUUUACUGUGGCAUUUGGAUUAAUUGUAGCCGGACGAGUUCGAAAUACAGCAUACAUGACAUUCU